CAAGAAGGCGUAUCCGAGGCCCGGGGCUCGUGCACCACUCGGUACUCGGCUUCUCCUCCCUCUGUCUGACUCUCCUCAUCCUCUGUCUAGCGGUUGUGCUGCGGAGCUGCCAACGGGCCUCGACCAAACCUCAACUAUAACAAUGGCUGACCUUAAGUCUCAGUUUGACACAGCUGCCAAUGAGGUGAAGCAGCUGAAGGCGAAGCCAGAGGAUGCAGAGAUGCUCAAGAUCUACGGCCUGUUCAAGCAGGCCACCGUGGGCGACGUCAACACCGCUCGCCCUGGGAUGCUGGAUUUCACUGGGAAAGCCAAAUGGGAUGCCUGGGAUAAGGAGAAAGGAAAGAGCCAAGAUGAUGCCAUGAAAGAGUACAUCAAGCUGGUUGAGGAACUCAAGGCGAAAUAUGGAAUAUAAAGCUGCACUGGAAGCAUGAACUGCUGGACCAACUGUUGGCUGGAUAGAAACCGCUGGCUGUGGCCGCUGCUUCAGCCCACACUUUGUCCUGUGAAAUGCCUUAAACUCAAGGAGUUUGCCCUGUGCUACUAUGUCGAGCAACACAUGUGAAUGCCUGGUGGACUGCCAGUGGUUCCACGGAGAUGUAGGCAGCCUGAAAACCACCAGUGGACUUCCAGAAACCGUCCACCAGCAAACACCUUGCGAUCAUAGCCGAUGUUCUCCACCAGUUGUACAGUCCUGGAUCUUGUAUUAUGAAUAUAAAACCAGCCUUUCAUCAAAAAGCA
Myripristis murdjan (pinecone soldierfish) is the source of this 738-nucleotide messenger RNA. RefSeq names its product diazepam binding inhibitor (GABA receptor modulator, acyl-CoA binding protein) (gene dbi). Gene Ontology annotation, biological process: fatty acid metabolic process. Bases 143 to 412 code for a protein of 89 amino acids. Gene Ontology annotation, molecular function: fatty-acyl-CoA binding. The transcript has 4 exons. The record is from RefSeq and is a predicted model, not a curated record. NCBI's taxonomy places the organism in Eukaryota, Metazoa, Chordata, Actinopteri, Holocentriformes, Holocentridae.